Molecule: messenger RNA, 1633 nt
Organism: Hyaloscypha bicolor E
Lineage: Eukaryota; Fungi; Ascomycota; Leotiomycetes; Helotiales; Hyaloscyphaceae
Product: thiolase-like protein
Exons: 2
Coding region: 142-1518 (458 amino acids)
Molecular function (GO): acyltransferase activity, transferring groups other than amino-acyl groups
Source: RefSeq, a predicted model, not a curated record
UUUAUACCACACAACCUUCCUUUUUUUUUUUCGCCCCUUUCCUCUCCAUAAUUGACGAUUGCAUCCACGGGACAGCUUCUGGUAUAUUACAGUUUCACAACUGACCAUCCCCUACUCCUCCACACCUCAACAACCGCCACCAUGGUCAUCCAACGCAACCAGCCAUGCUACGUCCUCGGCGUGGGCAUGACCAAAUUCAUCAAACCCCGCGGAAAAGUCGACUACACCGAGCUCGGUUUCGAAGCCGGCAUCAAAGCCAUGCUGGAUGCGCAAAUCAACUACGACGACGUGGACCAAGGGGUGGCUUGCUACUGCUACGGCGACUCAACCUGUGGGCAGCGUGUAUUCUACCAAUUUGGCAUGACCCAAAUCCCCAUCUAUAACGUUAAUAACAACUGCUCUACCGGCUCUACGGGUCUUCAUCUCGCGAGAAAUGUUAUUAGCCAUGGAGGCGCGGAUUGUAUUCUGGUUGUGGGAUUCGAGAAGAUGAAUCCCGGCUCUCUGCAGAGUUUCUGGAACGACAGAGCGAAUCCUACGGGCACGAGCGGAGAGAUGAUGGCUGCUACAAGGGGAGUCACGAAUGCACCAGGAGCAGCACAGAUGUUUGGCAACGCAGGGCGGGAAUACAUGGAGAAGUUCGGCGCCAAACCCGAAGACUUCGCCGAAAUCGCACGUAUCAACCACGAGCACUCGCAGCGCAACCCCUACUCGCAAUUCCAAGACGUCUACACGCUCGAGCAAAUCAUGAAAGCGCCCAUGAUCCACGAGCCGCUCACCAAGCUGCAAUGCUGCCCGACCUCCGACGGCGGCGCCGCCGCCGUGCUCGUCUCGCAAGAUUUCCUCGACGCGCGUCCACACCUCAAAGACCAAGCGGUCCUGAUCGCAGGCCAGUGCAUGGCGACCGACGCGCCGUCUCUGUUCUCAAGGUCCGCGAUCGAUCUCAUGGGUUUCGAGAUGACGAAAUAUGCGGCUAAGACUGCGAUGGCGGAGGCGGGCGUCAAGCCGGACGAGAUCAAGGUCUGCGAGUUACAUGAUUGCUUUUCUGCGAAUGAGAUGAUUGUUAUUGAUGCCAUGGGGCUUUCUCCACCGGGGAAAGCGCAUGAACUUGUUCGAGGUGGAGGCAUUACUUACGGCGGGAAGGUCGUCAUUAAUCCCUCCGGCGGCUUGAUUUCCAAAGGGCAUCCGCUUGGUGCGUCUGGUAUUGCUCAGUGUGCGGAACUUGUUUGGCAUUUGAGAGGAUGGGCGAAUAAUCGGUUGGUUGAUGGGACGAAGGUUGCGUUGCAGCAUAAUUUGGGGCUUGGAGGUGCGGUCGUGGUCACGAUUUAUAAGAGGGCGGAUGGGAAGACGAGUCGGAAGGUGGAGGACAGUGAGGUUGGCAAGAGGAAUAAGUUAGGGUAUAACCCUGCUGUCGUUGCUAAAGGGUUUACAGAGGAGCAGGCGACGAGUGUGAGGAGUAGGAAUAAGAAGAGUGCGUGGGCCUUGGGAGAUGUGGAGAAGAAGGUCGAGGCUAGAUUUUAAUUUACAAAAUAGUCUGUUAUGUUACGUAUAUUAGGAGUUUUAGGAUCGAAUUGAAAAUCUUUUCAACAUUGGAUUUUUUGCAAGGUUUGCUGCAGUUAUAGCGUGGAGAAAAUAC